Molecule: messenger RNA, 6254 nt
Organism: Diabrotica balteata
Lineage: Eukaryota; Metazoa; Arthropoda; Insecta; Coleoptera; Chrysomelidae
Source: the annotation of a GenBank genome assembly
AGUUGUUCUAUAGUUGUGGCAUGGAGUAGUGUGUUGAGGUUGUUGAAUUUACGGUUUUGUUAUUGAUAUUUUGACAUGUAAACGAACCAAGUAUAGAAGUGUUUUUGUUUUGUUUAGUGUUAAUAAUUGUUUAGUUUUCAAAGUUGAAUAUUGUGUUUGUUAGUAAACUCUAACGAAGGUACUUAAUUUGAGAAUAGAAGUACCUAGCAAAAGGAAACAAAAGGCUUUAAAGUGACGUUAUUUUGUGUGCCUCGACAAAAGCGAUCAUCUCAGAGCGAAAGCCGUGAUGGGAUGAUCGGCCUGCAAGAAUGUGGGCCCGCGCCGCCUAGAGCGCCGCUCUCGACCACAGCGCCCUUAGCCGGAAAUAGUAACCGCAUCCGGGAAAGAACUGCCAUAGCCGUCGACUAUUACAACACUCAUGUCCAUCGAGCUUGGACCAACGCAGGACUAUCCACCAACAAUAGGUCUUCUUUCAACGACCGACACCACCACCAUCCAGCCCCCAGGAGGCCACAACUCUACGCCCCGGAUCAUCUCUGCCGCAGCAAUUCCAGUCUAGAACUCCUCGAGCACAACGGCCGACCGUCGAAUUCCAAUUCUCCUCUAUUGAAGAGGGAAUAUGGAAGCCACGGAUCGAUAGAUGUUAUUGAUAGACCGCAAGUGAUAACUGUUAAUAAUGAGUUUUUCAAGAUGCUGCAGGACUACAGACCUGCAGGUCUAGUAAGUACUGACCAGCGUUCCCCUGGACCUUCGGAGUAUCUCAGAGGCAAAGUUGACGGCAAUGCUGACGACCAAUCAGCGCAAAGUCCUAAACAUAAAAACAAAGUGAAAAAACACUUUUGGGCUAACGGUAGUGCCCCAUCCAGCAAUUCGAAGAUCUCAAAACAGACUAUGGAUGACAGUGUAGUGUGUAGUAGUACUUCGGUGUGUAUUUCCGCCGAGAGUGAAGAAAUCGCGAGGAGGCGUGCGUUUGCGCAUUACGAUUGUCAAUCGUUGACGACGAAUUUAAACUACGCCGUUAGGUUGAGGAGGAAUCUGUUGGCGAAGAGACGAAAUACAGGUGCUUCUGCUGCUUCUGUGAUGGUUCGAUCUUCUACACCUGACGGCGAAAACGAAGACGACACUGGAGAUGGACAGAGUAACGAUUUAGUAGAGAACUGCCCAUUCUUUAGGAAUGAAAUAGGAGGUGAAGAAGAGAGGAUAGUAAGUUUGUCCAGGCUACAAAAUGGACACAACAGAAAACCUCUUCACAGACCUCCCCUGGCUUAUGGAGUGGCCGUUUUGGAAUUUUCUUCCGGGGAGACCCAUUGGAGACAUUCGACUUGUCCGUACCAGCGAUUUCCUAGGCCGAUAGAAAAUGUCGACCAAGGAGCUCUCUAUUACAGAAAAUAUUUUGUUGGAAAAGAGCACCAGAACUGGUUUGGAAUGGAUGAGCAGCUUGGUCCUGUGGUUAUAUCCAUAAAACGAGAAAAAGUUGUACAUCCGGAGAAUCAAUUAACGACUACACUUAUGCAAUAUCAAUAUAGGCUAGUUGUCCGAACAUCUGAACUCCAAACUCUCCGAGGCGCCGUCUUGGAAGACGCAAUUCCAAACAUCAAACCCUCCAGCAAUCCCAAAACACUUAAUACCAAAGAAGUUCUCGAAUACGUAGUCCCCGAAAUCCAGUUAACCGCUUUAAAGCUCGGAAUCCACAAUCAGCACGUCACUGAACAAAUUUUAAAAUUGGAUGAACAAGGUCUUACCAAUCACUAUAAGGUUGGUAUAAUGUACUGCAAGGCUGACCAAAACACCGAAGAGGAAAUGUACAACAACGAAGAGGCAGGCCCAGCAUUUUUAGAAUUUUUAGAAACCAUUGGAAAAACAGUAAGGUUGAACGGAUUUGAUAAAUACAAAGCAGGAUUGGACAAUAAAACUGAUUCUACCGGACUAUAUUCCGUAUAUGCACAAUACCAAGAAUGCGAGAUUAUGUUCCACGUAUCAACCAUGCUCCCAUUCACCCCGAACAACCGUCAACAGCUACUCAGGAAACGACACAUUGGCAAUGAUAUUGUAACCAUUGUCUUUCAAGAACCCGGUGCAUUACCUUUCACUCCGAAAGGUAUUCGAUCUCAGUUUCAACAUGUUUUUAUCGUCGUACAUGCUAUAAACCCAUGUACGGAAAACACUCAUUAUAAGGUAGCUGUAAGUCGAUCUAAGGACGUCGAAGUCUUCGGACCCCCCAUUAAGGAAGGAGCCAUCUUUCCGAAGGGCAAAGUUUUCGCUGAAUUUUUGCUCGCCAAAGUGGUGAACGCGGAGAAUGCUGCGCAUCGAUCCGAAAAAUUUGUCACGAUGGCGACGAGAACUCGUCAGGAAUACCUUAAGGAUCUAGUACAGAAUUAUUCUACGUCGACGAUUGUCGAUACUGGACAAAAAUUUUCUAUAUUUAGUAGCAAAAAGAAGGAAAAAUUCCGUCCCCGGUUCAUACCGGACUUAUGCCAAAGAGGUGCCAUUUUAUGGCAAGUAUUAUUAGACGAUAGUGGACAAGGACAACAAAUAGAAUGUUUCCUCGGCAUUUCUUCGGAUACGUUUAUACUUAUCGAAGAAAAUUCUAGACAAAUAGUUUUCGUAACGCCUUGUAAAUCGAUCCUGGGAUGGUCACCUCAGACGAACAGUUUGAGGUUGUAUCAUCACCAAGGGGAGUGCAUGACGAUUCAUAUGAGGGAUUCUCAUGGAGACAGGGACGAACUUAUGGAAAUCAUGGAGAGGUUGAAGGCUGUUACUUUUGGACACCUAGCGCAAGAGUUAACUAUUAGCCGGAACAUCAUGGGUCAACUGGGAUUCCAUGUCCAACCUGACGGAAUCGUGACUCUUGUAGAAAGCGCAGGCCAAGCCUGGCAGGCGGGUCUUCGACAAAAUUCCCGUCUUGUAGAAAUCUGUAAAGUAGCUGUGGCCACCCUCACCUACGACCAAAUGGUGGACUUGCUGAAAACGUCCAUAACCGUUACUCUAACUGUGAUACCACCUCUUCCUGACGGAAACUCACGUAAGGGAUGUACCCUUCAAAACUGCAAGUACAAUGAAGCUCAUUACGAAGGUGAUUACGACAAUACGACGAACGAAGAAAACAAAAGUAAGAAAGCGCCCCAGAUUCAGCAAGCCGUUUCUGGAAACCAUAGGCGAAUCUACGAGAGAAGUUUUUCGCCUCCUAGAAGUAGUAAUAGUUCUGGAUAUGGGACUGGUAGCAGCAGUAAGUCUUUUCAUGGCCCGGAAGCAAGGUUUCAAAAUAACAUAGAGGGUACUUUAACAAGUUCUUCCAGUGGCCAUUCUGACGACAAAUGGUACGACUUUCUGCACGAAUUCGAGGCGCCCCCUGUACCCCUGAAAGUGAGCCAGCAUGUGUCUCGCAUUCACCAUGCCAACAACACUUUUCCUAGUACACCAAAACGAAACAACUCUCAUCAAAACUCAUAUUUGCAAGUACCCCAAAAUAAUCAAUUUUCUAUUCAGCACAAUAAGGUACAUAUAAGCAAUUCCGUUCCUUUGCAACACAUCAAUAUGUCACAACCAUUGACAGCUUCAAUACAUAGUAGUACCAAUGAGAUGGAUGUCUAUAAGAGCGAGAAAAAUAAUCUUAUUAAACAGCAUAAUGAACGCUUGCGUCAAGAAAGUGAUUACAUGAGUACUAGGGGUUCUAGUAGGUCUGACUAUGCUACAGUGCAAAGUCUGAAUAAUGACUUCAAUAGGGUAGCGCUAAAUGAGAGUCAUUCUACAGACAGUUCUAUUAGCGAGAGAAUUAAUUUAAUAGGUAGCGAAGAGGAGUUGUCCGUUGGUACGGGAAAUGCGUCUCCUAGGACUAGGAGAGCUAUAAAACAUUCGAAUAUAACACAGAAUUACAGUAAUCGAAACCAAAGUCCUAGAUCUAUGAAUGGGGAGGCGAAACUAAGACCGGGUGUUACUUCUCGUAGUUCAAAUCGCAAUAGUGCCAAUUUAUCCACAAACUUCCAAGAAGAGCUUCUACGUCUAAUUAACCCUGAUACUAUAGAAGCUACUUCUGACCAAAAAGUAGCGAAAGAGUCUAAAAAUCACUCCAGGGAAAAUCUUAAUACUACACUAAGUGUACAUAAGACCCAACCAGAAGUGAUAUUGACAAUGGCUCGACCUGCUACUGUUAUUUCUAAUGCUAGUACUACCUCCAGUCCUCUACCCAUAGAGUUCAAACGAACUCAGGACGAAUAUAAGAGGACUCAAGAUGAUCUUGGUGCUUCUCACGUGCCUUUGAGUAAACUGAAGACGACUGUGAGUUUCCCAGAUGAUUUUCCAUUGCCGGAAGAUGGAGACUGGCCAAGUUUGGUUGACACAGCCACAAGCUUUAUAAAUCAAGUUGGAUCCAACCAUGAAGGUGGUAAAGAUAUGGAAGGAACACGAUGCUGGAGUGAUGAUGGCGUCAUCGAUGCUUCUAUUGCUUCUACGGUCAGUUCGAGUACGAGUGUUCCUGAAUUGCAAAGUCACGUUGCCGAACUGGAGUCCAAAGUUAAUAUUGAAACCAGACGUCGAUUGUCUUUAGAAAACGAGGUUCGCAGGCUCAAGGAAGAAAAUCGGAAAUUGCAAGAUCAAGCUCAUGCAGCUGUUCAGCAACUCAGGAAAUUCACCGAAUGGUUCUUCAAAAACGUGAAGAGGCAGUAAUUUCAUUGCUAUCGUUUAUAUGUUAUGCUAUUUUGAAAGUUACUUUUCACUUAUAACUUUCCUUUAUUGUUUGAAAAAAACAAGGUUCAGCCAACAAUUUUAAAUUAUUUUUAUAGUGAUUUAAAAAUUCAGGUCUAAUUCGAUAACUUAUAUAUAACUUAUUUUAAAGAUUUUUUGAUAAAAAUAAUUUCUUGAUCACCUAACUGUUAUUACAAACUGAUUUUUUUUCUUUCUUUGAACUUAGAUGAAAUGUUUUGAUGUUCAAAACUCAAUUUUUAGAUACAUAUUACUUUGUUUUCCUUAGUCAAGAAUCUGAUUCCUUGGUUUAAAAAUUUAAUUGUAUAAUAAUUCCUUACUCUCGCAGAAACCACUAUUAGAUAAUCUACUGUAAUUUUUCCAAGAUCUUGUUAAACUUUUAUAUCUUAAAAAUAUUCGCAAAAUACAUUCACAGGCAUUAUUUUAUUAUAAUAUUGGAAUAUUCUUUGAAACUGAUGAAAUAUUGUAACUUUGGCAACAUCGUGCAUUCUUCUGCUAGUCUAUUGCGCAUUCACUUCAAUUUGUUUUAAAGGAGUCGAUGCAAUUUUGGAAACGUCAAAAUGCGGGAGUGAACUAACUAAUUUUUUUAACAUUAAGCUGUGGUAAAGUUUUAAAUGACAUAAUUUGUUUUUUGUGUCUAUCUUAAACAUAAUAUCGACAACACAAAACACUAGUACUUCUCGGGCCAACAUUAUACUAAAUAUGACAUCUAGUUUGUAUAGGUAUAACAAUGUGUGAAAUUCUCAUAAAAGUAAACAGAUCAGCAAUAUUUUUUUAAAAUGUAGGUGCAGAAUCUGUGCUAUAACCAGUACAGUUCAAAGAAAAGCUCUGGGUUAGCAUUAACGAAAGUACAACUUGAAUGUAGCCGCAUGUCAACCAUGGAACAAAAUAUUUCGGAUUGUCAGUGUUGGCAGCUUUUUAUAAUUUAUCUGUUAUAUGCUUCAAAUAUAAAGGGGGAAAGCUUUCAAAAAGUACAUUUUAAUUAUAUUAUUUUAUAAAUUAUGCAAUUUUUAAUAGGUAGACAAUAACGAGUAAAUAUUUCUCUCUUUCUAGAUUAAUUGCAAAAAUCUGUUGCAAUCUGACAACUUGUGGUUUGAAGAUUGCCAAACAUAUCCGCAAAUCUAGCAAAUGGCAAUUACCAAAAAAAAAAAAAUCUAAUAAUUAACUGCAAUUAAUCUCAAAAGAAUCAAAUAUUUACUCGUUACUGUUUUGUAUAAAUUAAAAAUUGCAGAAUUCAUAAAAUAAUACAAUCAAAAUGUACUUUUUAAAAACUUUCUCUCUUUAUGUUUGAAGCAUUUAACGUAUACAAUAUAAAAACAUGCCAACACUGCCAAACCGAAAUAUUUUGUUCCAUGGUUGACACUUGCGGCUAUAUUCAGCUUGUACUUUCGUUAUUGUUAACCGAGCUCUGACGGACGAGAGCUCAUCUUAAGUAUUAUCAUAGUAAUUUUAUGAAAAACUUGUUUUCGGAAAGUUUUAGGUGAAGAGUGGUUUUUUUAUCGUAUUUAUUAAAUAAAACAAUCACAAACUGUUUGAUGUAUAUAUGUAUAAUUUUU